AUGGAUCGACUGGAUGAAUGGAGCUUCAAGUCCAAGAAAAUGGACGAGGAGGAGGAUUUCUGCUUCGACUACGGAGCGGAGGAAAUAACAGAUUAUCAAGACCCCAAUGAACUUCUGGCUGCUUUGAAACAAAAGGAGGAAGAGGUUAUUUUGGCAGCCCAGCUGGGAAACGCAUUGCUCCUGGAAAACCGUCAGUUGAAAGAGCAGAGCGAAAAACUUCAUGAACAGUACGCAGACAAGCUGGAGGAGCUGGAGCAGGGCAGGCAUGAGCUGCGGCUGAAGCUGGAGGGCUGCCAGUCCCAGUGGGAGAGCCAGGUGGGGGACCUGGAGAGGGAUGCGAGGGAGCUGAGCGCCCAGGUGGAGCGGCUCACCCGGGCGCUGGGCGAAGCCGAGAGGGACAAGAGUCGAGCCCAGCUGGAGCACAGCGAGCACACACAGCGACUCAGAGAGGAGCUGAAUACAGCGAUGGAGGUGGAGAGGGCCAUGUCCAGCGAGUUGCAGGCUCUAAAACAGGAGCUUCAACAGAAAGGAAGCCUCAACAGGCCGCAGGAUGAGGAGCUGAUCAGUGCCAUGAGGGAGCAGGUGUUGCGUCUCACCCAGAAGGAACAGGUGCUGGAGCAGCGUUUGGAGAGUGUGUGUCAAGAAAACGCUGAGCUGAGGGCGAGUUUGGAUUCUUUACAGACACGUCUAGCUCUGCACGACCAGCAAAAUCAGCAGCACAGCCAGCAGCUAUCCGAGGCCUGGCAGGAGGUGGAGGUGGCACGGAGCCGCUCACAGCAGCUGCAGGCCCAGGUGGAGGAACUUCAGGAGGUGUCCCUGCAGGAAGCCAGGAGCUAUGGAGACGCCUCCCUGCUGUCCGAGCUGGAGAGCAGCCUGGAGACGGCAGGGCUGGGAGUCAGCAAAGAAGAGAUAAUGCAAGAAAUGGGCUCCAUCCUUCAGUUACUGCUCCCACUGACCCAGGAACUGAACAGCUCAGGGAGGUCAGAGGUCCUGGAUCAACAGGAGGACCUGCAGGCCAUGCUGCACCGGCUGAAGGGGGUCGCCCAAACCCUGGCACAGGGAUCCAGCCCUCAGGAGCUGAAUCAGGCUUUUGUCGACAGGACGGGUGAUCAGUGUGGGAAUACGAGCGCAGCAGAGGAGCUGAGAGAUCAGAACAUCCGGCUGCAGCUGGAAAACACUGAUCUGAGACAGAAGCUGCAGAGCGUACAGGAACAAGCUGAAGUCGUCCAGCAGGCCAUCAAAGACCGAGAUGAAGCCAUAGCCAAGAAAAACCUGAUGGAGGUCGAAUUGGUGAGAAGUAAAAAUGAUAUGAUGUCUCUGAACAACCAGUUAUUAGAAGCCAUCCAACGUAAACUGGAACUGUCACAGGAGCUGGAGGCCUGGCAGGAUGAUAUCCAGAUCAUCAUCAACCAGCAGCUCAGGUCCCAGCAGCAGUCGGAGCAGCCUCAGAAGAAGCCCACCUCCAACGGCAUGUCAUUCUUCCGCAGGCCCAGCAAGACGACCUCCACCUGGACACGCCAGCCCUCCUCCUCCUCUUCCUCCUCCUCCUCCUCCUCCUCCUCCUCCUCCUCAACCUGGAGUUCGGACACAAAUCAGGACAAAACCCAAUCCCCCUGGAGGGAUUGGUUAAGACGCGGCAAAGGGGUGCAGUAUGGCAAAUAAUGUUUCUACCACAGGACCUCCUGAGAGAGGAAAGGACAGAGGGAAGUCACAAGUAAACCUCCCUGUACAUCAUGUAUGGUGCAAAAAGGCCAUAAAAACACUUUUAAUACAGUGACGAACAAAAGAGCCACAGUGAACAAAGACUUGUCAAACAGACAGUGACUAAAACACAUUUCACUGAGAGGCUGAGCCUUCCUGAAAACUAAACUGUGACAACCUGGAGCACUAACAUGUUCACAGAAUUACAUUUGAAGGUUUGCUUGAGACUGUAAAUAUUGUGCCUUAUUUUGUAAUAUUGUGAAUGUCUGACUGUCUGAGACUUUAUAUGGUAUACAUAAUACUGUAGGUGUAGAUGGGUAGAGAGCAUUUCUUUGGAUUAUUUAACUUCACAAAGUAAAGUGAGGAAAUAAACAGUUCAUUUGUAACUUUGUCUUAUCAUACCAAGUUGGACGUGAGAAGUUAGAAGUAAAAAAAAUGUUGAUUGUAUGUCUUCAUGUACACUGAGAAAGCUAUUAUUUUUCUAUAAUUUCAUUUUUUUGGUUUCUGAUUAAAAAGCAAACAAACAAAUAUUUUCUCUGAAUGAAAACUUGGUGUGGCAGACACACGUACUGUAUCUGUAUGUUCUGUGACUCAGUAUUCAAUGUUGAAGCUGCUUAGUUCAAACUGUGUUGUUUCCUAAGCUGUCCUACUGACCACAUCUGGAAUGAUUGCCAGAUGUCUUCAUAAAACAACAAAUAAUCCUUUCA
This is a messenger RNA of Seriola dumerili (greater amberjack), 2408 nucleotides long. RefSeq names its product BICD family-like cargo adapter 1. Gene Ontology annotation, biological process: Golgi to secretory granule transport; vesicle transport along microtubule. Lineage: Eukaryota; Metazoa; Chordata; Actinopteri; Carangiformes; Carangidae. The transcript has 10 exons. The record is from RefSeq and is a predicted model, not a curated record. Bases 1 to 1662 code for a protein of 553 amino acids.